UGAUGAUGUACUGAUGUGGUACACUCCACAUACCCUACACACACUCAGCAUUGUACUCUGGUCUCCAUGCGACUGGACUCAACUACGUAAGAUGUGUGGUGUGGAUGUGGAUCUAGACGAUGAAGGUGUGCAGGAUGAGUGUGAGGUGGAGGAAGUUACCCACGAUGCAGUGCAUUUGUUGGCCCCGCCUCCAGCAGAGUGUAACGGGGCGGUGUGGGGGUCACGGCGGGGUUACGGUGUGUGUGUGCUGUGUGGCCUGCUGCUGGUGCUGUGGAAUGCAGGAGUGGGCGUGGCCUGUGUGACACUGCUGUUUGUAGUGUUCAUGCUGGUGUUAACACCGCCAACACUUCUACUGUACACUGGCUUCCUGUGCCACACUCGGAACAACCUCCAAGAUCCCAACAGUCUGGCUUUAAAGCAGCUCAUUCCACAGAGACAGCCCUUUUGGAUGUCUCUGAGAAACUACAUGCUGCUAGAUCAGCCAAACUGUCAUCUGUCCUUAUCCUCCUUGACCUUUCAGCAGCGUUUGAUACGGUCAACCACAAGACUCUCUUAUUCACCCUCAGGAGUCUUGGGAUUUGCGGAUCAGCUUGGGAACGGUUCACUUCCUACCUGGAAGGACGCUCAUAUCAGGUCCUGGCUUCCCCCUCCCCUCUCUGCAGUUACCUUGACGACAACAGUUGCUCCGCCCUUAUCAUCUUAG
This is a messenger RNA of Tachysurus vachellii, 703 nucleotides long. RefSeq lists its product as uncharacterized. The record is from RefSeq and is a predicted model, not a curated record. The transcript has 4 exons. NCBI's taxonomy places the organism in Eukaryota, Metazoa, Chordata, Actinopteri, Siluriformes, Bagridae. Bases 14 to 703 code for a protein of 229 amino acids.